AAGGCUCGGUUUGCUGCCAGAGGUGUUCUCCUUCGCCCAGGGAAGUUUGGAGCAGGUGCCCGAGCGCUGAAGUCUGCGGCUCAGAUUAUCAACUUGUGGGAAAUAGAGGCCAAAUGACCGAUUUAUGAUGCCGGCACGGGUCUGCUGCUGCUGCGCUGCCCUGCGCCCGCGAUACAAGCGCCUGGUGGACAACAUCUUUCCCGAGGACCCCAAAGAUGGCUUGGUCAAAUCGGACAUGGAGAAGCUGACCUUCUACGCUGUCUCCGCCCCAGAGAAGCUGGAUCGGAUUGGCGCCUACUUGGCAGAACGGCUGAGCCGGGACGUCAUCCGCCAUCGCUACGGGUAUGUCUUCAUUGCAAUGGAAGCCCUGGACCAGCUGCUGAUGGCCUGCCACUCGCAGAGCAUCAAGCCCUUCGUGGAGAGCUUCCUGCACAUGGUGGCCAAGCUGCUGGAGUCUGGAGACCCUGAACUGCAAGUCCUGGGGACCAAUUCCUUUGUCAAGUUUGCGAACAUUGAGGAAGAUACUCCUUCCUAUCACCGCCGCUACGACUUCUUCGUGUCCCGCUUCAGUGCCAUGUGCCACUCCUGCCACGACGAUCCGGAAAUACGGAACGAGAUCCGGAUCGCCGGCAUCAGGGGCAUCCAAGGGGUUGUGCGGAAGACUGUGAAUGAUGAGCUGCGGGCCACCAUCUGGGAGCCUCAGCACAUGGACAAGAUCGUCCCCUCCCUGCUUUUCAACAUGCAGAAGACGGAAGACCCUGAUGGUCGAAUUGGACCACCAGCCUCUCCAUCGGGUGAGAAGGAGGAGAAUCCGGCUGUCCUGGCGGAGAACUGCUUCCGAGAACUGCUGGCCCGGGCAACCUAUGGGAACAUGAGCAAUGCCGUCAGGCCGGUCUUUGCACAUUUAGGCCAUCACAAACUCUGGGAGCCGAAUGAGUUUGCUGUCCAUUGCUUUAAGAUCAUCAUGUACUCCAUCCAGGCCCAGUAUUCGCACCACGUGAUCCAGGAGAUCCUGGCGCAUCUGGACAGCUGCAAGCGAGACUCGCCCCGCGUUCGAGCUGGGAUCAUCCAGGUGUUGCUGGAGGCGGUGGCCAUCGCGGCCAAGGGAUCCAUCGGUCCCACCGUCCUGGAGGUGUUCAACACUCUGCUGAAGCACCUGAGCCUGAGUGUGGAUUUCGAACUGGGCAACACGAGGGGCGAUCGCGGCCACACUGCCCCCUCUGCCCCCUCUAAGGACAACGACGAGCGCAUCGUCCAGAACGCCAUCAUCCAAACCAUCGGUUUCUUUGGAAGCAACUUGCCCGACUAUCAGCGGUCGGAGAUCAUGAUGUUUAUCAUGGGGAAGGUCCCAGUCUUCGGGAUCACCUCCCAGGCCUUGGACAGCAGCGAGUUUGGGGAUUUGGGAACCAGGAGGAUUCAAAUCAUGCUGUUACGGUCGUUGCUGAUGGUGACCUCCGGCUACAACGCCAAGAGCAUCGCCUCGGUCCUCUCGGGGCCCUUCCUGGACCCCCUGCUGUCCACCUCCCUCAUGGAGGACUCCGAGCUGCGGCAGCUGGUCCUGGAGAUCCUGCACAACCUGAUUGACCGGCACGACAACAGAGCGAAGCUUCGAGGGAUACGGAUCAUCCCGGACGUGUCUGAUCUGAAGAUAAAGCGGGACAAAAUUUCCCGGCAGGACGUGAGCUUCAUGAAGAAGCACGCCCAGCAGCUCUACCGGCACGUCUACCUGGGCUGCAAAGAGGAUGACAACCUGCAGAAGAAUUUUGAGCUGCUCUACACGUCGCUGGCCCUCAUCACCAUCGAGCUGGCCAACGAAGAAGUGGUCACCGACCUCAUCCGCCUGGCCAUCGCCCUGCAGGACAUCGCCAUUCUCAACGAGGACAACCUGCCGAUGUUCAACCGGUGCAGCAUCAUGGGCCUGGUGGCUGCCUACCUCAACUUCCUCAGCCAGAUGAUCGCCAUCCCGGCCUUCUGCCAGCACGUCAGCAAGGUGAUUGAAACCAGAACAGUGGAAGCCCCCUACUUUCUGCCGGAAACCACCGUUCGAGAUAAGAGCAGCAUCCCCCCAAACUUCGACAGGGACGACAAGAACCUGUUCUUUCUGACUCACAAGAUUGUGGAAUCCUUAGGUGGCAGUGGCUACAGCGCGGAGAGGCUGUCGGUCCCUUACGUCCCUCAGGUGACAGAUGAGGACAGGCUGUCACGAAGGAAGAGUAUUGUGGACACUGUGUCCAUUCAGGUGGACAUCCUUCCUGGAAACGGCGCAGAAGAUAAGAUCAACAGCACGGAGGAAAUUACCUUUGAAGCACUGAAGAAGGCGAUAGAUAAUACGGGCCUUGAAGAGCAGGAGAAGGAGAAGAGGCGCCUGGUCAUUGAGAAGUUCCAGAAAGCUCCCUUUGAAGAGAUCGCAGCGCAGUGCGAGACCAAGGCAAACCUCCUCCAUGACCGACUGGCUCAGAUACUGGAGCUCACCAUUCGGCCCCCUCCCAGCCCUUCGGGGACCCUGACCAUCACGUCCGGCUGCCCCCAUUACCAAUCGGUCCCCGUCUAUGAGAUGAAGUUUCCGGAUCUUUGUGUGUAUUGAGGGUUUUCCUCUGCUGGGGAUUGUUUUAGUCUUAGAGCAGAGACUGCGCAAGAGCCCCGGAGGAGUUCCUGAGCUCCCUUCACUCUUGGCCACCUUCUAAUUGAGUUUUCCAAAACGGCCAUGGACACGGCCAUGGGGCAGUGAAGGCUGGGGUCGCACCCGAAAUAUCUUUAUUUUGUACACAGUUCUCCAGGCUGUUGCAAAGAAAAAUGAAGAGCGGAGGAUGGUUUAUUUUGGGGCAGCUGGAAAUAAGGGCGUGCUUAGGUUUACCAUUCCACUUUGUCUAGAAGUGACAAUGCCACUUUCCAAUUCUGGGCUGCCUCGUUUCCUAUCAAAACCUUAAUCCUGAGCACCUUAAAACAACGCGAGGUGGGCACUUGGCUGUCGUUAACUAAAGGAUGCUAAAUGCUAGGCCAGGUUGGAGAACUGGCAUGUGCCCACAGUAGUUAAUCUGAACCACAGUUUUGCUUUCUCAAAAAUUCUGUGCUUCUGCAAAUAGUUGUCACACGCACUCUUCUGAUAAAAAAAGGCCUCAUUUUGAGCUUUAAAGCCUGCGGUAUUUUUUCAUGUCUUAAAAAAAAAAAGUCUAGUCUAAAGCCCAUACUUUGGGGUGGGGUGGGGGGAAAGUGUAUUUUUGCUGCACAGCGAUAUAUAGAUAAAUAUAUUUAGUAUAGCACAAGAUAUUCAGGGCAUUUUAAAAUGAGAGGGUUUUUAAAAAACACGUUUCUGAAAUUGUAAUAGAAGAGUUGGUUAUUCUAUGAACUAUUUCUCUCUGUAAUAUAGCGGUGAUAAUGAUAUUUUAUUAACUGAAAAACAAAAAAAAUAUGGAUGGCGCCCCUAGGCAACCAUUUUUUAUUUUUACUGUUUUGUACAUGCUCUCCCCUUCUUUUUCACCUGCCAGUUGCCAUUUCCCUCCUGGUCAAGAUAUUCCCACUUUCUGAUGCUUUUUCAUUAACACCCAUUGCACAACGGGGGUGUAUUUUAAAUGUUUACCCUGCACUACAAAUAACUUCAAAAAUUCCAUAAACAGCUGGCAAGCUUUGGUAAUUCAACAUGUAUACUAGUUGCCAGUUUGCUGAAGGGUGGGUGGUGAUAUAGGUUUGGCCCGGGGACAUGAAUUGGGGAAAAGCCAAGCCCUAGGAAUUAUAUAUUUUUUAAUUUUUUGGCCAGCCUGUUAGAAGAGCCGAACUCUGGACGUGCUCACUGUAACCAAGGCCUUCUUUUCAGUUUGACAGCGCAAUCACAGCUCUUAGAGGACAAAACCGCCUCUCUGGUGCAGCAUCCCCCUGUGAUUGCAGCUGCUCCAGCCUGCUUAGACGAGAGGCAGCGCCCCUCACAGGACGUUCCCCCCUCCCUUGGCACCCUUAGCUCCCCCUUUUUGGUUUCGGAAGGUAAGCUGUAUGGGCGUCUGACGUCAUCCGGGGGGUCGUCUUCCCGAAGAGCCAAAAGCAAAGGGAAGGCCUCCUCUGUCUUUUUCCAAAGUGUGGCUGCUUAUGCGCCAGCCCUGAAGGGAAGGCCACAUGCUCUGCCGUGUUCACCCCAUGCCGCCUGUGACCGGUCCUGCUGUCCGUCCAGCCGCUUCCCCCACUGCUCUGCAUGCAACAGACGCCUGGCCUUUCAUGCCUCAUCUGCUGGGCUGCCUCCAUCUUUGGUUGUUGUAUUCCACGGUGGAACGGUGACAUUUCCACUACUCUCGUGGCUCUUGUGUAACGUUUAGCGGGGCAGGGAAAACGUGCAAAAAGGGAAGCGGUCGGAUUUUGAGGAGAGGCCUCCUGCGUCUGAAAGCACUCCUCGUGUGGUACAUUGCGCUGGCAUGGAAAAGCGCCAGGCUCCUGCGUAGAUGGUGGUCCAGGAAGCUCAUGCAGCCUCGUUGCUGGUUCUGUAACAAUCCCUCGCAUUCCGGAAACAUCCGAUACAAAGGCCUGCGUACUUGAUCACCCGUGCUCGUGUUGGUGUCGUUCGAAUGUUUUUGUCCCUCGGAAGUCCUGCUGGUAGUUUUAGGUAGGCCAGCCUGUUCCUUAGCAUUUCAGCUGUUCCAUUUGAAAGAAUGCAUAGCUUUCCGUUGGCGUUUUAACGCAAAAAAGGAAAAUUGCUCCACUGCAGAAGACAGUCGUUAACAACCAGAUUGUCUGUUUCACCGAUGACGCUUCAGUAGAUCAGUAGAUUUCUGCACUCUCUGUAACGAGCUGUUCGGUUAAAUGUAAGAACACUGUGCAAAUCCACUUGUAAGCAAUAAAGUUUCCAUGAAGAAUCACAAAA
Molecule: messenger RNA, 4843 nt
Organism: Thamnophis elegans (Western terrestrial garter snake)
Lineage: Eukaryota; Metazoa; Chordata; Lepidosauria; Squamata; Natricidae
Gene: EFR3A
Product: EFR3 homolog A
Exons: 24
Coding region: 125-2584 (819 amino acids)
Biological process (GO): protein localization to plasma membrane
Cellular component (GO): plasma membrane
Source: RefSeq, a predicted model, not a curated record